This is a messenger RNA of Sceloporus undulatus (fence lizard), 1649 nucleotides long. It is a transcript of the gene CCN4, whose product is annotated as cellular communication network factor 4. NCBI's taxonomy places the organism in Eukaryota, Metazoa, Chordata, Lepidosauria, Squamata, Phrynosomatidae. The transcript is spliced from 5 exons. Gene Ontology annotation, molecular function: heparin binding; integrin binding. Gene Ontology annotation, biological process: signal transduction; cell adhesion. Bases 138 to 1235 code for a protein of 365 amino acids. The record is from RefSeq and is a predicted model, not a curated record. Gene Ontology annotation, cellular component: extracellular matrix; extracellular region.
UGCUGCUGUCAACUAGAACAGCUCUUCUGCCUUCCCUCAAACUGGUGUAUUUUUUGUUGCACAGGAGUUAGUUUUUCCCCCUUUUUAAAUAUAAAAGAUCUGGGUUCAAUCAAUGUAUUUCACCCUGGCUUCCAGUGAUGAGGUGGCUUCUGCCCUGGAUUCUAGCAACACUUGGCAUCUUGCAGGCUUUUCCCCAGAAUUCUGCCACCAACGUUACUACCACCAUGUCCCCCUCUUCAAUCUCUUCUGUGACGGAAGCCUACACGCGAACACAGUACUGUAAGUGGCCAUGUGAGUGCCCAAAGACAGACCCUCUGUGCCCAGCUGGAAUCAGCCUGCUCACCGACGGUUGUGAAUGCUGUAAAAUGUGUGCCAAGCAAAUCAGGGAGAACUGCACUGAAGCUGACAUCUGUGAUGUCCACAGGGGGCUGUACUGUGACUACAGCAGGGACAGACCUAGGUACGAAAUAGGAGUGUGUGCACAAAUUGUCGGUGUGGGCUGUGUCCUCAAUGGCAUCAGGUACAAGAAUGGUGAAUCGUUCCAGCCCAAUUGCAAAUACAACUGCACUUGCAUCAAUGGUGCAGUGGGCUGCAUCCCACUAUGUACGGACUUCAAGCCACCCCUUGUCUGGUGUCCCCAUCCUCGGCAGAUUAAGAUGACAGGCCAGUGCUGUGAACAGUGGGUCUGCGACGACACAAAGAAAAUCAGGAAGACCUCUCCACGGCACAUCUCUUCUGCAGUUUAUGAAGGAGAAAUCGAGUCAUGGCAGAAAAACUGCAUCCUUCACACCUCUUCCUGGAGUCCCUGUUCAAAGACUUGUGGGCUGGGAAUCUCCACAAGGAUCUCUAAUGAUAAUGACCAGUGUCGCAUGAUGAAAGAGAGUCGGCUCUGUAACCUGAGGCCAUGUGAGGAGGAUAUAAUCAAACACAUUAAGCCUGGGAAGAAGUGCUUAGCGGUGUACAGGAGGGAUGAGCCAAUGAACUAUACACUCUCUGGCUGCACCAGUGAGACCAUCUACAGGCCCAAGUACUGUGGCGUCUGCACAGACAAUCGCUGUUGCACUCCAUACAAAUCCAAGACAAUUGAAGUGAACUUUCAAUGUCCAGAUGGGACUAGAUUCACCAGGAAAAUCAUGUGGAUCAAUGCGUGCUUUUGCAACCUUAGCUGCAAAAAUCCCAACGACAUCUUUGCUGAUUUGGCUCAUUAUCAUGAUUAUUCAGAAAUUGCAAAUUGAGAUGGCUGAAUGCUGAAAAGCAUGGAAAGGAAUGGGAGAAAUGGAUUAACCUCCCAGAUCUUACAUAUUAUUACUCUGAUUUUACAGAGGUUUUUUUUUUUUAAAGAGAAGGAUAAUCUUUUCAUUCAUCCCCUCCAGUGAGAAAGUAGCUAUUUGGAGUUUGUUGAUUUAACUUUGAAAAGCUGACUGUGAAGCAAAUCCAUGUGCUCUAAGCUGCUUUCAGUUCAACUCACUACUUUUAGAUUUUUUCCCCAAAAGCUGGAUUUUCUACAGUUCUCAAAUAUUUUCUAUUUCACAAAAAUACACACAUAUAUGCAAGAACAGAUUAGCCCAGGGGCAGCUGGUGGCUUACAGGUCAGUCAGUGGAACCUGCUCCAUGUUUUACUACACAUUUUAAUGUGCUAUCCAAAUAAA